UCGGCCUCGCCACCAUGUGGCACGAAGCCCGCAAACAUGAGCGAAAGCUCCGUGGCAUGAUGGUGGACUACAAGAAGCGCGCCGAGCGGCGGCGGGAGUACUACGAGAAGAUCAAGAAGGACCCGGCCCAGUUCCUGCAGGUGCACGGCCGGGCUUGCAAGGUACACCUGGAUUCUGCUGUCGCCCUGGCUGCUGAGAGCCCCGUGAACAUGAUGCCCUGGCAGGGGGACACCAACAACAUGAUAGACCGCUUCGAUGUCCGCGCCCACCUGGACCACAUCCCCGACUACACCCCGCCACUGCUCACCACCAUCUCCCCAGAGCAGGAGUCGGACGAGCGGAAGUGUAACUACGAGCGCUACCGUGGCCUGGUGCAGAACGACUUUGCCGGCAUCUCGGAGGAGCAGUGCCUCUACCAGAUCUACAUCGACGAGCUCUACGGGGGCCUGCAGAGACCCAGCGAGGACGAGAAGAAGAAGCUGGCGGAGAAGAAGGCGUCCAUCGGUUACACCUACGAGGACAGCACGGUGGCCGAGGUAGAGAAGGUGACCGAGAAGCCGGCCGAGGAGGAGUCGCCGGCCGAGGAGGAGGAGAGCAACUCGGAUGAAGAUGAGGUCAUCCCCGACAUCGACGUGGAGGUGGACGUCGAUGAAUUGAACCAGGAACAGGUGGCAGAUCUCAACAAGCAAGCCACAACCUAUGGCAUGGCCGAUGGUGACUUUGUCAGGAUGCUCCGGAAAGACAAGGAGGAGGCGGAGGCCAUCAAGCACGCCAAGGCCCUGGAGGAGGAGAAGGCCAUGUACUCGGGCCGGCGUUCCCGGCGCCAGCGCAGGGAGUUCCGGGAGAAGCGGCUGAGGGGCCGCAAGAUCAGCCCACCCAGCUAUGCCCGCCGAGACAGCCCCACCUACGACCCCUAUAAACGACACCGCUACUCCCGCUCGCCCGCCCGCCGCACAGGCUACGGGCCCAGGCGCAGAAGCAGGAGCCGCUCGCGCUCUGGCGAGCGGUACAGACGGGGUGCCCGGCACCACAGCAGCAGCCGCAGCCGCAGCCGCAGCAGCUGGUCCCUCAGUCCGUCCCACAGCCGCAGCCUGACACGCAGCCGCUCGCCAUCGCCCCCAAGGGAGAAGCUGGCCAGGCCGGCGGCGUCCCCUGCUGUGGGCGAGAAGCUGAAAAAGACCGAGCCUGCCGCUGGUAAAGAGACAGGAGCUGCCAAACCCAAGCUGACACCACAAGAGAAGCUGAAGCUGCGGAUGCAAAAGGCCCUGAACAGACAGUUCAGGGCGGAUAAAAAGGCGGCCCAGGAGAAGAUGAUCCAGCAGGAACAUGAGCGGCAGGAGCGGGAGGACGAACUGCGCGCCAUGGCCCGGAAAAUCCGCAUGAAGGAGCGGGAGCGCCGGGAGAAGGAGAGGGAAGAGUGGGAACGUCAGUACAGCCGGCAGAGCCGCUCCCCCUCCCCCCGCUACAGUCGGGAAUACAGCUCUUCCAGGAGGCGAUCACGGUCCCGCUCUCGAAGUCCCCAUUACCGGCACUAAGCAAAGGGGGUGGGGCGUGCUGUGGAGGGUCCAAACUAUGGGGGGCAGGGUUCCAGCUGCCAUGCUACUGGCUCUCUCUGGCGGAAUAAAGAUGAACGUUAUUUAACUCCC
Echinops telfairi (small Madagascar hedgehog) is the source of this 1646-nucleotide messenger RNA. It is a transcript of the gene CLASRP, whose product is annotated as CLK4 associating serine/arginine rich protein. The record is from RefSeq and is a predicted model, not a curated record. The transcript is spliced from 19 exons. Lineage: Eukaryota; Metazoa; Chordata; Mammalia; Afrosoricida; Tenrecidae. Bases 15 to 1535 code for a protein of 506 amino acids.